CGGGCGGCAUCAUGUGAGCGGGGCCGGGGCGGGGAGAGGCGCUCGGUGCCCCGGCGGCGGCGGGGACGAUGGGGACGGCGGUGCUGAGCGGGCUGGUGCUGGCCGUGGCCCUGGCGCUGCCCUCCGUGGCCCUGGAGAACGGGCUGGCGCUCACCCCCCCCAUGGGCUGGCUGGCCUGGGAGAGGUUCCGCUGCAACGUGGACUGCCGGGAGGACCCCCGCAACUGCAUCAGUGAGACACUCUUCUAUGAGAUGGCAGACCGCCUGGCGGAGGAUGGCUGGAGGGACCUGGGCUACAAGUACAUCAACAUCGAUGACUGCUGGUCAGCCAAGCAGCGGGACGCGGCGGGACAGCUGGUUCCCGACCCCGAGAGGUUUCCCAGGGGGAUUAAGGCCCUGGCUGACUACGUCCAUGCCCGCGGCUUGAAGCUGGGCAUUUAUGGUGACCUGGGCAUCCUCACCUGUGGGGGCUACCCGGGCACCACGCUGGACCGCGUGGAGCAGGACGCCCAGACCUUUGCGGAGUGGGGUGUGGACAUGCUGAAGCUGGAUGGGUGCUACUCGUCAGGAGAAGAGCAGGCGAAGGGCUACCCAGAAAUGGCGAGGGCCUUGAAUGCCACAGGCCGCCCCAUCGUCUACUCCUGCAGCUGGCCAGCGUAUCAGGGGGGACUCCCCCCCAAGGUGAACUACACCAUCCUGGCAGAGGUCUGCAACCUGUGGCGUAACUACGACGACAUCCAGGACUCCUGGGACAGCGUGCUUUCCAUCCUGGACUGGUUCUUCGCAAACCAGGAUGUGCUGCAGCCAGUGGCUGGCCCCGGCCACUGGAAUGACCCAGACAUGCUCAUCAUUGGAAACUUUGGCCUUAGCUACGAGCAGUCACGCUCCCAGAUGGCCUUGUGGACGGUGAUGGCAGCUCCGCUCCUCAUGUCGACGGAUCUUCGCACCAUCUCCCCAAGCGCCAAGGAGAUCCUGCAGAACCGCCUGAUGAUCCAGAUCAACCAGGACCCCCUGGGAAUCCAGGGGCACAGGAUUGUUAAGGAGAAAUCCCACAUCGAGGUGUUCCUGCGCCCGCUGUCUCAGGCCGCCAGCGCCCUUGUCUUCUUCAGCCGAAGGACAGAUAUGCCCUUUGUCUACACCACCAGCCUGGCCAAGCUCCACUUCCCUGAGGAUGCCGUGUAUGAGGUACAAGACGUGUACAGCGGGAAGAUCAUCAGUGGCUUAAAGACGGAAGACAGCUUCUCGGUCGUUAUUAACCCCACGGGGGUGGUGAUGUGGUAUCUCUCUCCCAUGGCGCCCCCGGCACAGCCCUGGCACGUUGUCAGACAGCAAGCCCCCGGCGCGGGUUUCCGCCCGGUCCUCCUGUGACGAGGCUCAGCAGAGGAGGGUGUGGGUCAGUGCUGGGGUGAGCUGCGAGACCCUGGGGCACGUGGCUCUUCACUGCACAAGUGCCUUUCGCUGGCGUGCCCAGCGCUGCUGGCGAGUGACCGUUCCCUCUGGUACCCGCUUGAUGAUGUUUACUCAGUCUGCAUAAAGCAGGAAUUCUUGUUACCCGCCUCUGAAGCGUGUGCAGAGCGUGCCUGCAAAGCCCUUUGAGAUCCUCCUGUGGAAGACGCCAUACAAGCAGAGUCCAGCUGCUGCUGGAGUUGGUCAGCGCUGACACCUGUGCACUUCACCUCUUCGAGCUGGCUACCACUGACCGCUGCAGGGGCUCUUUGAACUACGCUUGUAGAAAGGCUUCUGGUGAUUCAGUGUCUUCGAGGGUAGCGACCACCCUCCUGUCCCCUCCCUCCCCCUCCCAUGGGUGAUGGCAUUAGCCUCAAGACCUGGUCACCUUCUGUCCUUUGCUAUAGUCAGCUUGGCUUAGAAUAAGGGACUGUCAAUGGGGCUGCAACCUUUCCCAUGAACCUUCCCUGUGACCAAGGGCUCCUAGAGGCAUGAUGGUCCUGCGCAGAGAGGCUUUGCUUGCAGGCCUGACCCUGCUGCCAGCGUCCUGGAGGCCAGCACUACUCCAGCCUGGCAGGCAUGCUAGCAUCAGAUAUUUAAGUCCCUCUGGUACCAGUUUACAAAACUUCCUUGGCCGUGCCCAACCCCAGCAGCCUUGCUGUGGUACAGCACCAAAAACUGCAGAGUUGUAGCGUGUUGUGCACGAGUGGUGUCGGGAAGAUGACGAUGCUCAGUUGAAGUUGUCUUUUUUGAGCUGGGAGAUGGUCACAGGUGCCUCCGAGCUGCAAGCUGCAUCCUGUUCUUGCUCUAGCAGGAAAUUCCUGCUAAAAGGGGGCUCGGCUCUCCUCCAGUGGGCCGAACACUCAGGGUUUCUCAGGGAAAGGCUCCUCCUUCUCCCAGGGGCACUUACAUCCACAGCUCCACAGAAGGAGUGGCGGAACAGACUCUAGAGGCCUCAGCUGCUUCACCUGCCUACAACACACAUCCUAGGGAGGAGUUUUAGGCAAGACAUGGCCUACCUCAACUGCCCCACAGAGGGGUGCAGCAUUCGUGAAGACUGCAACAUAGGCAGACCAACACAAGAUUAAGCCUCAGAUUGGGGAGAUACUGUAUUUUAAAUUAGGGAAAAAAAAAAAAGGGAAAAAAAAGUCCCUUCCCCUUUCUAUUUAGAUGCUGGAGGGUUCCUGCAGGACCAAAGAGCUGAUUCUGGCCACUUCUAGAAAUUUUCUCUGAGUGCAGUGGCAAGGUACCAAAUAUGAUGCUUGCAGCAGGGAAGCAGGAGUGCGUGUCAUGCCUGUAUACAGGAGCCGGCUUUGUUCUUGGGGAGCGAUUGAGACAAAUUAA
Molecule: messenger RNA, 2789 nt
Organism: Chroicocephalus ridibundus (black-headed gull)
Lineage: Eukaryota; Metazoa; Chordata; Aves; Charadriiformes; Laridae
Gene: NAGA
Product: alpha-N-acetylgalactosaminidase
Exons: 8
Coding region: 69-1367 (432 amino acids)
Biological process (GO): glycoside catabolic process; oligosaccharide metabolic process
Cellular component (GO): cytoplasm
Molecular function (GO): alpha-galactosidase activity
Source: RefSeq, a predicted model, not a curated record